This is a messenger RNA of Diabrotica balteata, 3360 nucleotides long. NCBI's taxonomy places the organism in Eukaryota, Metazoa, Arthropoda, Insecta, Coleoptera, Chrysomelidae. The record is from the annotation of a GenBank genome assembly.
UGCAGUUUUUAGAAAUGUAAAUACGUUUUCGUAGGAAUGUCAAGUAUUAUGUCGUUUAAAAAUUAAUGUGUACAAUCGUCAAAUUUUUUAAAAUUUUUCGUAUUUUUCUAUUCAUAAAUCUUCGAAAUUCUUCAUUUAGUUAAUUAUGAAUCAACUAAUUACAACUGUAUUAUCAUCUCCAAAGAGAAUUGUUUUUGAAAACGUAAUAAAAUGUCUAAACCAUAAGAAGUCCGAACCUCCUAGCUCAGAAUCUCAUUUGAGCGGUAGCAGCGCUCAGUAUCUUGAAGAUAUGUAUAACAACUGGCUCCAGGAUCCCUCCAGAGUACACUCGUCUUGGGAUAUUUUCUUUCGAAAAGCACAAGAAGGGACUCUAACGUACUACCCACCAACAACAUCCAAUGUUGACAAAAAAAAUACACCAAUAAGUAAAACCACACAAAAUAAUCCUUCACCUAACCCCCAACUUACAAAUCCUGCUCCAAAUGUAUCUAAAAAUACAAGCCCAAAAAAUACUGUCGACCUGAAAAUCACCGACAACCUAGUAGCUCCGAAGGUUCUUAAUGUAAAUCCUGUGGUUCCAUUAACCAAGGCUGUAGCCAACCCGGCUGUUGGCUCCGCUGGAGUUCCUGAAUCGGAAACUGUUAUAGCAGAAAAGUAUACUGCUUUACAAAGUAUUAUAAGAGGAUACCAAGUAAGAGGGCACUACCUGGCGCAAGUAGAUCCCUUGGGAACCACAAUAAGCACGCGAGAAAGUAAAGAUGGUCGCCUACCUCCUGAUAUAAUAUCUCCUAAAUAUAAAAUAAAUGAAAGUGACUUGGACAAACUUUACAGAGUACCUUUAACAACGAGAAUUGCUGAAACGGGUUCACAACUGCCUCUUAGAGAAAUCCUAGCUCGAUUGGAAAAGGCAUAUUGCCAACAAAUAGGUGUAGAGUAUAUGUAUAUACCGUCCGUGGAACAAUGCGAUUGGAUUAGAGAGCAGUUUGAGCCGCCAGGAUCAACAGAUAUUUCCGAGAAGAAGAAAAGAUUACUUUUAAUUCGUCUCGCUAGGACUCAUUUGUUUGAACAUUUUUGCUCGAAGAAAUAUCCAACGGAGAAGAGAUUCGGCAUAGAAGGAUUAGACUCCAUCAUACCUCUACUCAAGACGAUCAUCGACAGAUCUUCGGAAUUGGGUGUAGAGAUGUUCGUAAUAGGAAUGGCCCAUAGGGGUCGCCUUAAUGUAAUUAUAAACGUAUGUAGAAAAUCGUUGGUGCAUUUGUUUGCAUAUUUUGAACCUCUCAAACCCUUUGAACAUUGUUCCGGUGAUGUCAAAUAUCAUUUGGGAGUGUUCACACAAAGGAUGAACCGAGAAACAAAUAAACACGUCAAGCUCGUCGUGCUGGCUAACCCUUCCCAUUUAGGUAGUGCCGUUCCAGCAACCGUUGGAAAAACACGCGCUGAACAAUUUUUCAGAGGGGACAUCCAUGGAGAUAGGGUGAUGGCUAUUCUAAUUCACGGCGAUGCAGCGGUAAGAGGACAAGGCGUACAUUUUGAAUUAAUGAACAUGUCUGAACUGCCUUGUUACACCACUCAUGGAAUUAUCCACGUAGUUGCAAACAAUCAAAUUGGUUUUACUACUGAUCGGGCAGUUGCCGGUUCGUCACCAUAUUGUACAGAUAUUGGUCGCACCAUAAAUGCUCCAGUUUUCCAUGUCAACGCCGAUUACCAGAAAAAGUCAUCCACGUAGCUAAGGUAGCUUCCGAAUGGAGAAACAAGUUUCACAGGGACGUGAUGAUCGACCUGGUGGGAUACAGAAGACAUGGUCACCAGGAAGUCGACGAUCCCACCUUUACUCAACCGGUACUGUACAAGAGAAUCGCCAAAAUGAAAACAUGCUACGAAAUGUAUGAAGCGAAAGCUCUAAAAGAAAAUAUAAUGUCAGCACAGGAACUAAAAGCUAGCAAAGACGAGUACUUGGGGAUGCUCGAAAAAGAAUUCCAAAAGGCAAAAGACGAAAAACAUAUUAGUCUACAUGAUUGGCUUGAUACUCCAUGGGAAGGAUUUUAUCAAGGUAAAGACACUACGAAAAUACUACCAACUGGUGUUCCAAUGGCAGUUCUGGAACAUAUCUGCAAAACUGUAUCAAAUCAUCCACCACCUUCAGCAAAGUUUGCUCUUGCUAAAUCCCUUGAAAGAGUGUUGAAAGGAAGGCAGGACCUUCAUAGUAAACGACUGGUCGACUGGUCUAUGGGUGAGGCCUGUGCAUUUGGUGCCUUUUUAAAAGAAGGUAUUCCAAUACGAAUGACGGGUGAAGAUGUCGAAAGAGGAACUUUUUCACACAGGCAUCACGUUUAUCACCAUCAAGACGUAGCAAGUGAAACAUAUUGUCCAUUGCAGCACCUUUACCCAGACCAAGCCUCCUAUACCGUCUGCAACAGUACUCUAGCCGAAUAUGCUGUAAUGGGUUACGAACACGGAUACUCCUUUGUGAAUCCUAAUGCUAUCGUCAUUUGGGAAGCUCAAUUUGGCGAUUUUUCCAAUACCGCUCAACCAAUUUUCGAUCAAAUGGUUUCAAGUUCGGAAGAUAAGUGGGCGCGACAGUCUGGAUUCAUAGUACAAUUGCCCCACGGAAUGGAAGGCGCUGGUCCAGAACAUUCUAGUUGUAGGCCAGAAAGGUUGUUAGACAUGGCGUCGGAAGAUCCAGAUGAGAUGCCAAAAGAAGGACAAACUCUUCUUGAGCAGUUCAAGGCAAUUAACUGGAUCAUCACUAACUGCAGCGUCCCUGCUAAUCAUUUCCACGCGCUAAGAAGACAGAUGGCAUUGCCAUUUAGAAAACCAUUGAUGAUGAUGACACCAAAAGCUUUGCUAAGGCAUCCCGAAGCAAGAAGCUCUUUGGAUGAUAUGAAAGAAGGUUCAGAAUUUCGAAGAGUAAUUCCGGACGAUGAUAAAAAACCUGGUGAAGUACAAAAAAUCUUGUUUUGUUCUGGAAAGGUAUUUUACGAUGUCAGAGAUGCUCUUAGGAAAAUGAAAGUGGAUUCUAAAAUCGCCAUGAUUCGUAUAGAACAACUGGCACCUUUUCCAUUUGACCUGGUGAAGAAAGAGCUUCAGAAAUAUCCUAAAGCAAAAGUGUGUUGGUUACAAGAAGAACAUAAAAACCAAGGUUUCUGGGAUCAUUUGGAGCCGCGUUUAAGGACAAUAUUGAAAUCAUUAAAAGAUUCUAGAGAAGUUUCGUAUGUAGGAAGAGCUGUUUCCUCCUCUCCAGCCACUGGCUUUAGAUACAGGCAUCUAGCUGAGGUUAAAAAAAUGCAUGAAGAUGCUGCGAGGCUUUAGUAUAUCUCUACAUAGUGUAUGCAUUCAUCACUUUCACACCAAAUGUUUAAU